AGCAGCCCCGAGCCCACGCGGUUGCCCCGCUCAGGCCGCAGCUGCCCCGGCUCCGCCGGCAUCGCCCGCCCGGCAGCCGCAGAGCAGCAUUUCCCACUCCCCAGCCUCGGCCCGAUGCAGCAGCAGCAGCAGCAGCAGGAGGAGGAGGAGGAGGGGGCGGCGAGGAAGAGGAAGAUGGCCCGGGAGCCCCAGGCAGAGCAGGAGCCGGGCGUGGAGAGCAGGGAGGAGAAAUCCCCGCGGCAGAAGCUGCUGGAAGAGGCCCUUUGGAGCGGCUCCGCGGCGCAGGAACCCAACGGGGAGGAAAAGCCCCGGAGAUGCCUCGCGAGGAGGGGCUGCGAGCGCGGAUGGCGGGGAUCGCAGGGGGAAAGAGCCAGCCCGGGCCGGGGAGGCGGCCGGAGCUCGGAGCUGGGGGUCCACGAGCCGCUCCAGGAUGGGGAGAAGCCCCACGAGUGCUCGGAGUGCGGGAAGAGCUUCAGGCGGAGAUCCGAGCUGGUCAUCCACCAGAGGAUCCACAGCGGGGAGAGGCCCUACAGGUGUGGGCAGUGUGGGAAGGGCUUCAGUUCGGGAUCCCAACUGAAUGUCCACCAGAGGAUCCACACCGGGGAGAGGCCCUACAGGUGUGGGGAGUGCGGGAAGAGCUUUAGGUUGAGGUCCAGCCUGAAUGUCCACCAGAGGAUCCACACCGGGGAGAGGCCCUACAAGUGUGGGGAGUGCGGGAAGAACUUCAGUUUGGGAUCCCAACUGAACGUCCACCAGAGGAUCCACAGCGGGGAGAAGCCGUACGCGUGUGGGGAGUGCGGGAAGAGCUUCAGGUUGAGGUCCAGCCUGAACGUCCACCAGAGGAUCCACACCGGGGAGAGGCCCUACAGGUGUGGGGAGUGUGGGAAGAACUUCAGAGAGAGCUCCAGCUUGAAUGUCCACCAGAGGAGCCACACCGGGGAGAGGCCCUACGAGUGCCAUCAGUGCCAGAAGAGGUUUGUGAGCAGCUCUGAUGUUCUCAAGCACCAGCGCGUUCACGCAGACGAGAGGCCCUUCCGCUGCCCCGACUGCGGGAAGGGCUUCACCCAGAAGUCCGCCCUCACCAUCCACCGGCGCGUCCACACCGGGGAGAGGCCCUACGAGUGUCCCCGGUGUGGGAAGAGCUUCAGCACACGCUCCAGCCUGAUUGUCCACCAGAGGAUCCACACCGGGGAGAGGCCCUACAAGUGUCCCCGGUGUGGGAAGGGCUUCAGCACACGCUCCAGCCUGAUUGUCCACCACAGCAUCCACACGGGAGAACGGCCCUACGAGUGCGGGCAGUGUGGGAAGAGCUUCAGGCGGAGCUCCCACCUGAUGGUCCACCAGAGGAUCCACACGGGGCAGCGGCGUGGAUCCACCCUGGGCCGGGGAGGCGGCCGGAGCUCGGAGCUGGGGGUCCACAAGCAGCUCCACGAUGGGGAGAAGCCAACCAAGUGCUCGGAAUGCGGGAAGAGCUUCAGUUGUAAAUCCUCCCUGCUCUACCACUCCAGAAUCCACACGGGGGAGAGGCCCUUCAAGUGUGGGCAGUGUGGGAAGGGCUUCGUUUCGAGCUCCGCGCUGGUCAAACACCGCAGGAUCCACACGGGGGAGAGGCCCUACAAGUGUGGGGAGUGUGGGAAGAGCUUCAGAGAGAGCUCCGCGCUGGUCAAACACCGCAGGAUCCACACGGGGGAGAGGCCCUACGAGUGUCCCCAGUGUGGGAAGGGCUUCAGGACGAGCACGUGCAUGAUGAAACACCGGAGUAUCCACACCGGGGAGAGGCCCUACCAGUGUGAGCAGUGUGGGAAGAGCUUCAGUAAGAGCUGCCAGCUGCUCGUCCACCAGAGGAUCCACACCGGGGAGAGGCCCUACCAGUGUGAGCAGUGUGGGAAGAGCUUCAGUAAGAGCUGCCAGCUGCUCGUCCACCAGAGGAUCCACACCAGGGAGAGGCCCUACCAGUGUGAGCAGUGUGGGAAGAGCUUCAGAGAGAGCUCCAGCUUGAAUGUCCACCAGAGGAUCCACACCGGGGAGAGGCCCUACGAGUGCGAUCAGUGCGGGAAGAGGUUUCACACCAGCCCUGGUCUCCUCAGGCACCAGCGCAUCCACACGGACGAGAGGCCCUUCCGCUGCCCCGACUGCGGGAAGGGCUUCAGGGCGAACUCCGUCCUCGUCACCCACCGGAGGAUCCACACCGGGGAGAGGCCCUACGAGUGCGGGGAGUGCGGGAAGGGCUUCAGCGAGAACUCCAGCCUGAUUGUCCACCAGAGGAUCCACACUGGGGAGAGGCCCUACAAGUGUGGGCUGUGUGGGAAGAGCUUCAGAGAGAGCUCCAGCCUGACUGUCCACCAGAGGAUCCACACCGGGGAGAGGCCCUACGAGUGUGGGCAAUGCCAGAAGAGGUUUGUGAGCAGCUCUGAUGUUCUCAAGCACCAGCGCGUUCACUCAGACGAGAGGCCCUUCCGCUGCCCCGACUGCGGGAAGGGCUUCAAGCACAACUCCGACCUCACCAUCCACCGGCGCGUCCACACCGAGGAGAGGCCCUACGAGUGUCCCCGGUGUGGGGAGAGCUUCAGCACAGGCUCCAGCCUGAUUGUCCACCAGAGGAGCCACUGGUGCACGCUCUCAAGGGAGAAGCCCUUCCGCUGCCCCGACUGCAAGAGGGGCUUCAAGCGCAGCUCCUACCUCGCCAAACACCGGCUCAGCCACGCCGGGGACAGGCCCCAGCCGUGUCCCCAGUGUGGGAAGAUCUUCACCAGGAGCUCCCUCUUGGCCAGACACCAGUGGAAGCACCACUGAGGGCAUCCCCGAGCGCGGGAAGAGCUCCGCGCGCCGCUCCAGCUCCGACCCCCGCGGGAGGAUCCGCGCUGGAUGAUCCCCGUGGGCACCUGGGCACGUCCGCAGGCCAACAUCAGAAAUCCGUUGUGUGGAGAGCAGAUUUGUCAAUUUUUGACCCUUGAAAAAACUCACUUUUUCCUUCUUGUGGUGGUCUUAAGCAACACUGGUUAGCCUUGGAGGUCUUCUCCAACAUAAAUCCAUCAUUUUGUUUCUCUCUGUCCCGCGGGCAUCUUCCACAGCGAAAUGGAGUGGGAUUGGGGCAAAACCCACAAUUUUGGAGACAGUGGGGUGGAAAGCCCUCCAAAAAAGGUUCUUCCCGCCCGUCCAAGCACGUGGAUGCUCUGCCAGCAGGGACACGUCGAUCCGUUCGUUUUGGUUUUGGAAUGGAAAGGUUCCUGUUUGUCCCUUUGAAAGCCCUGGAACUGGGGGAGGAAUAAAAACGUUGGUCUGA
Messenger RNA from Vidua chalybeata, 3283 nucleotides. Its product is annotated as zinc finger protein 271-like. Lineage: Eukaryota; Metazoa; Chordata; Aves; Passeriformes; Viduidae. The transcript has 3 exons. The record is from RefSeq and is a predicted model, not a curated record. The coding region runs from base 115 to 2793 and encodes 892 amino acids.